ACCGAUAUUCGGAUUAUAGGAAACUACGAAGGUAGCAAGGAACCAGAUACCGAUGUGCCAAAUAACCAACUGUAACCCCGGUCCGAGAAGUUGCCGAACUAUUGUCGCGCGAAUAAGCUCUCUCCAACUCUAUCUUUACUCUCCACUAUUGAAGGCAUCGUUCGGCCCAGGGAAUCACUAUACGGCAUAACAGUAACAGGCAUGGACGCAACUGCAGGUUCCCUGUCACAAUCAUAAACCUAUCAACUAUCAGUUUUAUAUCACCCCUGCCCCCCCUAAUCUUUUACUUCUUUAUUUACUUUACACUAUCCAUACGUCUACAAAUCCACCAAACUUUUAACCAUGGUACAUUUUUACGAUGCUGUACUCCAGCGACCGGACCGGUUCAAUUUUGCAGUAGAUGUUGUCGAUUAUUGGGCGGCCCGUCCCGACGACUUGGAGGCAAUGUAUUGGGUAUCAAAAGACGCGUCUCAAAAGCGUUCCUUGACGUUUAAAUACUUCUCACGCCAGUCUCAUCGGGUCUCCGUUUUAUUACAGCGCUUAGGCGUUAAAGAAGGCGAGACAAUGGUUAUGAUCGUCCCUCGUGUACCAGCCAGCAUGAUAUUCAGUAUCGCUGCGUCAAAAGCAAAGCCAGCGUGUGGUGCAAGCGUUGCCAAGUUCCUAGCAGUCCGGGAUGCGUGUCCAUCAGUUCGCACCGCAUCUCUAGAACUUCUCGAGGCCGAUGCUUCGGUGGAAGAUGUUAGACAAGACUGGAAUUCCCCGGCCCUGCUCUACUUUACAUCGGGCACAUCUGGUCCACCGAAGAUGGUGCGCCAUAACCAGGUUUCAUAUCCAUUAGCUCUCACUACCACAGCUAAGUCUUGGUAUCAGCUAGCUCCAGGCAAGGUGCUUUGGAAUACCGCAGAGCAAGGUGGGGCAAAGCUUCCUGGUCAUUCUUUGGUGCAUGGAAUUGCGGAGCUACUCUUUUUGUUUACGAUGAUCGCGAGCCAUUCAACCCUCAGCGCCUUUUAA
Pseudogymnoascus destructans is the source of this 1011-nucleotide messenger RNA. RefSeq lists its product as uncharacterized. The record is from RefSeq and is a predicted model, not a curated record. Gene Ontology annotation, molecular function: fatty-acyl-CoA synthase activity; fatty acid ligase activity. Bases 343 to 1011 code for a protein of 222 amino acids. The transcript has 5 exons. NCBI's taxonomy places the organism in Eukaryota, Fungi, Ascomycota, Leotiomycetes, Thelebolales, Thelebolaceae. Gene Ontology annotation, biological process: fatty acid biosynthetic process; acyl-CoA metabolic process.